AUGAGACCUGUGACUAUUAGCGGGACGCGUGAUGUGUACCGGGAGGAGAAUUGGCCACGCUAUGCAGCAACCGACAAGGAAUACGCUACGCAGAACCUUGAGAUACCGCAAGAAGAGGAACCCAUCCAACGAGCAAUGAUUCAGGAUGAAGGUAUCCGGGAUUUCGAAGAAUGGUUUGAUCCAUUUGAAGACUUCAUCGGGUAA
Molecule: messenger RNA, 204 nt
Organism: Clonostachys byssicola
Lineage: Eukaryota; Fungi; Ascomycota; Sordariomycetes; Hypocreales; Bionectriaceae
Source: the annotation of a GenBank genome assembly